UGACUCAUUUCAGGCGGCGGCGCGGCGCGUCCAAAAAUGACGCUUAACUUGGACGCAAAUGGUGGCAAUGGAGGAGGAAAUGGAGGUCUUCAGUUGGUCAAAAAACCCGGAGGAUUGAGCCUUGGACUCCCACUUGAAUUAACUACCAGCAGAGCAUCCGCUGACCUUGUAGACGUUGAAUUACCGCUUGAAAGACAAGGAUGGUAUCACGGAUCAAUAACGAGAGUAGAAGCUGAAGCUGUUCUUCGACUUCUCAGAGAAGGAAGUUACCUCGUUAGAAACAGCGAGUCUACCAAGCAAGACUAUUCGUUGUCAUUAAAAAGCGCUCGUGGUUUCAUGCACAUGCGAAUCCAGAAGAACGAAGAUGUAAAUGGGUACAUUCUGGGGCAGUUCAGCAAGCCGUUUGAUAGCAUACCUGAAAUGGUUCGUCACUUCAGCGUCAAUCGUCUUCCCAUUCGAGGCGCUGAACAUAUGUGUCUUUUACAUCCAGUCAUAGCCCAACUAUUGUAG
Cotesia congregata is the source of this 510-nucleotide messenger RNA. Lineage: Eukaryota; Metazoa; Arthropoda; Insecta; Hymenoptera; Braconidae. The record is from the annotation of a GenBank genome assembly.